UCGGGACGGUCGGUUUGAUUGAAGCCAAGCCAGCCCGUGAAGCGUCCUAGUACUCGUAGCUUUUUCACCAUUUGAAUCGAUGCAAUUUAUCAGCCAAGCCAAAUAACUGAAUCGUGGUGUUUGAGGCAGAGAGUAGAGACCGCAGACAUGGUGACGUUGGUGGUAGCAACCACUACAGACCCUGCCUCCAUAGGUCCAGCCUCUGCUCUAUUAGCCAUGCCUGGUUGGCAUCCAGGUCCGCCUCUCCAGGAUGCAACGAGCUUCGUGAACGGGGAGGUGAGGUUAUUGAAGCUCGAAAGCCGCCUCGUCAACCAGAACCACCUGGACAAGCGUUGGGAGGAGGAAACCGGCGAGUCCGUUUACGACGUCGUAUUCCUCAGCAGGCACGUUGCGUCCUCUGAACGCCCUGCUCUCACCAUUCACCCUAUUGGAACGCCGCAUUUGAGUGAAGGUGAGGCUCUUCCUGCCGGCGGGAAGCCUGGGUGGGCGGCACCUCCGAACCCGAGGAUAGGGCCGUGGUUGAGGCUUUUGAGAACCAUCACUCAGUCGCAUAACUUAACGCCUGAAUUUGAGGUCACAUUGGAAGCAACUCAUCAUGGACCUGAAAUAAAUUCACCAACCAUGUUUGUUGAAAUUGGUAGCACUGAGGAGUACUGGAAGAGGCAGGAUGCUGCCCAAGCUAUUGCUUUACUUGUAUGGGAAGGGCUGGGUAUUGGAGGACGGGUUCCAAUAGGGACUUGGACCAGUGAAAAUAGUAGAUCCAGAAUCCUUCUUGGUAUAGGUGGCGGUCAUUAUGUACCCCGACAUAUGGAUGUUGUACUUUUGAUACCAAACGUUCAUUCAAAUAUCACCAGGAGAGACGGCGUUUGGGUUGGCCAUAUGCUUUCAGGAUAUUCAUUGAUUAUGGAAGGUUCUGGCAAAUCAAAUGCGAAAGUGAAUGGAGAGGAUGUGGGUGGAAAUUGGAGAGAAGCGAUUAAAGUUGCAUUUGUGACUACCAAAGCAGCCUUUCCGAGGGGAGAAGUUCUAGCACAUAUUGAUAACAAGAGUUUCAAGAGCUGGCAGAGAAAUGCUGUAACAGAGUUCUUAGCAGAACAGAACAUAAAGAUAGGGAAGCCGGGUGACUUCGCGCCCUGCUAGAAGUAACUCUUGCUUGCUUCAGAAUCUUGUUCUCACCAAGCGCACAGAAGCAUGGCAAAGUACUCCUCAGGGCCAUGGCGGCUGGAAAGAACAAAGACAGCCUUGAUCACUUGCAAAGGGCCAGCGGCAAGCACCGCCAACCUCCUCCUCAGCCCCAGAAAAGGGUAGCCCCUGUUGCGCCUAUAGGUAAUAGCACAACAACAUGAUCAAAACCCGUCCAUGGAAUUUUUUCUUUUAUCUUCUUCCACUGAUUAUUUGAACUUGUUGCAGGACGG
Molecule: messenger RNA, 1412 nt
Organism: Carica papaya (papaya)
Lineage: Eukaryota; Viridiplantae; Streptophyta; Magnoliopsida; Brassicales; Caricaceae
Source: RefSeq, a predicted model, not a curated record